CUGUGAAUAUUCCUCCCUUUCAUCAAAAUGUCGCUUGUAGUUCCCGAGAGGAAUCAGUUCCAGCACAUUAUCCGUUUGCUCAACACCAACGUUGACGGCAAGGAUAAGAUUACCAUUGCCUUGACCUCCGUCAAGGGUGUUGGUCGUCGUUUCGCUAACGUUGCCUGCAAGAAGGCUGACAUUGAUCUUAACAAGAGAGCCGGCGAAUUGAGCAACGAAGAAUUGGAACGCAUCGUCACCAUCCUUCAGAACCCUGCUCAGUACAAGAUCCCCAACUGGUUCCUCAACAGACAAAAGGACGCUGUCGAUGGCAAGUACAGCCAGGCCAUCUCUAACGGUAUCGACACCAAGAUGCGUGAGGACUUGGAGCGCUUGAAGAAGAUCCGUGCUCACCGUGGUCUUCGUCACUACUGGGGUCUCCGUGUCCGUGGUCAGCACACCAAGACUACUGGUCGCAGAGGCAGAACUGUCGGUGUCAGCAAGAAGAAAUAAACUGGUCACUCGCCUUUUGGGCUCAGAAAUUUGUUUCUUUGGAUGCAAUAAAACCUCAGUAUACGGAACUGGUUUUUGUCGAUUAUAUUUACAUUGUUGCAAUGCUGUCAG
Molecule: messenger RNA, 603 nt
Organism: Zychaea mexicana
Lineage: Eukaryota; Fungi; Mucoromycota; Mucoromycetes; Mucorales; Lichtheimiaceae
Product: 40S ribosomal protein S18
Exons: 6
Coding region: 28-492 (154 amino acids)
Biological process (GO): translation
Cellular component (GO): small ribosomal subunit; ribosome; cytosol
Molecular function (GO): RNA binding; structural constituent of ribosome
Source: RefSeq, a predicted model, not a curated record